Messenger RNA from Vicia villosa (hairy vetch), 2069 nucleotides. Its product is annotated as endoglucanase 16-like. Bases 415 to 1866 code for a protein of 483 amino acids. Gene Ontology annotation, biological process: carbohydrate metabolic process. Lineage: Eukaryota; Viridiplantae; Streptophyta; Magnoliopsida; Fabales; Fabaceae. Gene Ontology annotation, molecular function: hydrolase activity, hydrolyzing O-glycosyl compounds. The record is from RefSeq and is a predicted model, not a curated record. The transcript has 6 exons.
AUCCUCAUUCACCAAUUUCAACAAUGGUUAAUAAUAAAACUGUACUAGUACUUACCACCACAUGUUGAGAAUAGUAAUGUGUAAAUUGGGUUUCAAAUGGUGGUUGGAAAAUCUAUACACAAAAAUAAAUAAAGGUUUUAAGGCCUCUCUUUCCCUCACAACCCAUCCUUUAAAUUGUUGUUUCAUUUCAUUCCAUCCUUAAACCUGUUCUUACUUUUUCCAAUAUCACAAAUAAACACAAAAUAAAAACCAAAAACAUUAAUAAAAGAAGUUGUUUACAACUUCCUGUUUCAUUGCAAAACAAAACAAAAAAAACUACUUUUCAACCAUAAACAUAACCGUUUUUUCCUUAUAAACUCCAAUUACAAGGUGCUUUUCACAAACACAAAGGGUUUAAUAUUGUUUGGCUAAUUCAUGGAUACUAAAAGACUAUAUUUAACCAUCUUUGUAUCAUGGCUUACUUUGUUCCAAGAAAACAUGUUACAUGUCAAUGGUGGACUUAAUUAUAAAGAAGCUCUCACAAAAUCUCUUAUCUUCUUAGAGGCACAAAGAUCAGGGAAACUCCCUCCCAAUAAUAGAGUCCCUUGGAGAGGAGACUCAGCGCUGGACGACGGCAAACUCGCAAAUGUGGAUUUAGCUGGAGGAUAUUAUGAUGCAGGGGAUAAUGUGAAAUAUGGAUUACCUAUGGCUUUUACUGUAACUUCAUUAUCAUGGGCUGCAAUAUUUUACAAAGCAGAACUUCAAGCAACAAAGGAAAUGGGAAAUAUUCAAGAUGCUAUUAAAUGGGGCACAGAUUAUUUUCUAAAAUGUAGCUCUAGAAGAAACAGGUUAUAUGUUGAGGUAGGAGACCCUCAUGAGGAUCACAAUUGUUGGGCUCCACCUGAAAAAAUGAAGACAAAAAGAUCUAUUAAAGUUAUUGAUCCUAAUCAACCUGGUUCUGAGAUUGCUGCUGAAACUGCUGCUGCAAUGGCUUCUUCUUCCAUCGUUUUUAGAUCCAUCGAUCGUAAAUAUGCUCGCAGUCUCCUCAACAAAGCAAAAUUGCUUUUCGAUUUUGCGAAAUCACAUAGAGGAACCUAUGAUGGAACAUGCCCCUUCUACUGCUCCUAUUCAGGCUAUAAUGAUGAACUAAUGUGGGCAGCAGCAUGGCUAUACAUGGCAACAAAGAAACCAGUAUACAUGAAAUAUAUACAAGAAGAAGCAAUUAGUGCUAGUGUUGCUGAAUUCAGCUGGGAUCUUAAAUACGCUGGAGUUCAAGUUCUGUUAACUCAGUUACAUUUUGAGGGUCACAAAGGUCUUGAAACAUUCAAAUUACAUGGCGAAAGUUACAUAUGUUCGGUCCUUCCUGAAAGUCCUUACCAUCAGAUUAAUUUGUCUCCAGGUGGAUAUAUUCAUUUGAGAGAUGGAGCCAACUCACAAUAUGCCACAAGCACAUCAUACUUGUUCACUGUUUAUAGUGAUUUGCUUGCCAAAUAUAAACAAAAAAUCAAAUGUGGAGGCAAAGAAUUCGACUCGUCUCAUCUCCUUGCUUUUGCUAGGCAACAAAUCGAUUACAUACUGGGGAAAAAUCCAGCAGGAAGAUCAUACAUGGUAGGAUUUGGGAAAAACCCGCCGACACAAGCUCACCAUAGAGGUGCUUCAGUGCCAACAUUGGCACCAAAUGAAGAGGUAAGUUGUCCAAUGAGCUUUGGGAAAUGGCUACAAAGAGAUGCACCAAAUCCACAUGAGUUAACUGGAGCCAUUGUUGGUGGACCUGACAUCAAUGAUAAGUUCAAUGACAAACGUACAGAUUCACCUAUGACAGAACCUUGUACAUAUGUUAAUUCUCUUGCUGUUGGAACUCUAGCUAAGCUUGCUUCUUUGGGUUAACUUAACUUGAUUAAUUUCAUGUUAUUAUUGUUAAUUUAAUUACUCCAAUACAGUUGGUAGAAGAGACCUUACUAAAUAUGGUCCAUCAAAUUAGUAGCAGUAUAUAGUAUAUGUAAUUAGUGUGUAAUUUGUUGAUGCCCUUUGUAAAAUAGAUGGGUAAUAAAUAUAUGAACCAUCAUGAUACAAGCAUUUUUUUGAUUUCA